UAUUCCCUCAGCCAUCUCUGUGAGAGGGAGUGACAGGUUGCGGUGGGGAUUCAGUCCAAGAAUGGGAGACGGCUGUUUAAUCAUAAAAUAAAAUUGACACCCACCGAGCCAAAAUGCUUAUGUUAUCAUUAAUUAGCUCGCGGAUUCCUCGCUCUUGUUUUCCAACUGCGUCGCUCGUUAGUCAAACGGGAAGCUGUAUGGCGUGAGUUAGCUAGCCCUCCGUUUGUCAUUCCAGAGCCCUUUUAGACUUCACCAAAUCAUUUCGAAGUCUCUGUGAUCUCGAUAACCGCAGUCAUCGAGAAACAGUUCGCCAACAACCGCUGUGAAAGUCGUGACAGCGCUGCUUGUCAUAGUUAGCAAUGUUGUUAGCCUACGAAGCGGCUAUCAAGCUUACUCCAUUACGGCAUGUUUCUGUGGCUGUAGUCGUCAACUCAGCGUUUAGACACGCUGUCAGUGUGAUAACUGAAUCCUGGGAUGCCAAAGCCGGUUAAAUACACUUGUUUGAUAUACAACAGACUUGACUAAUGUGGCAAGUCAUAGUUGUGCUACAUCCAGCUAAAGAAUGCUCUUGGCCCAGAUAAACCGGGACUCCCAGGGAAUGGCAGAGUUUCAUGAUGCAGAUGGGCAGCCGGUCACACUCUGUCUAGCAGAGGCUGUGACAGUGGGAGAUGCAGAUCAGAUGGAGAGUAUGGACACAGUGAGUCUGCAGGCUGUUACACUUGCGGAUGGAUCCACUGCAUAUAUCCAGCAUGACACCAAAGGUUCCUUUUCAGAUGGACAGAUUAUGGACGGCCAAGUUAUCCAGCUGGAGGAUGGCUCUGCUGCCUAUGUUCAGCAUGUGCCCAUGCCUAAAGCGGGGGGGGGCAGUUUACAGCUUGAAGAUGGACAGGCUGUUCAGUUAGAAGACGGAACAACCGCCUAUAUUCACACACCCAAAGAAACAUAUGAUCAGGGUGGCCUGCAGGAGGUACAGCUGGAGGAUGGGAGCACCGCCUACAUUCAGCACACUGUGCACAUGCCCCAGUCCAACACCAUCCUGGCAAUCCAGGCUGAUGGCACCAUCGCAGACCUGCAGGCGGAGGCGGCAGCUAUUGACCCAGAGACCAUCAGCGUACUGGAACAGUAUACCACUAAGGUGGAGAAUAUAGAGAACCCCCUGGGGACCUUUGGCAGAGUUGAAGCAGACAAUGGUGUCCACAUGCGGAUUGUGUUACAGGGACAAGACAACAGGCCAGGAAGGGUCUCAAAUGUUGGGGAAAAGUCCUUUCGCUGUGAAUAUGAAGGCUGUGGAAAGCUGUACACCACUGCCCACCAUCUUAAGGUACAUGAGCGUUCCCACACUGGAGACAAACCGUACAUCUGUGACUAUCCCAACUGUGGAAAGAAGUUUGCAACAGGCUAUGGACUGAAGAGUCACUCGCGCACACACACGGGGGAGAAGCCAUACAGAUGUCAGGAGUUAAACUGCUGCAAGUCCUUCAAAACCUCUGGAGACCUUCAAAAGCACACAAGGACACAUACAGGAGAGAAGCCUUUUAAAUGCCCAGUUGAAGGCUGCGGCAGGUCAUUUACCACCUCUAAUAUCCGUAAAGUUCACAUCCGAACACACACCGGAGAACGGCCAUACUACUGCUCUGAACCAAGCUGUGGACGGUCAUUUGCCAGUGCCACUAACUACAAGAAUCAUAUGCGAAUUCACACUGGUGAGAAGCCGUAUGUGUGCACAGUGCCUGGGUGUGAAAAACGCUUCACAGAAUACUCCAGCCUUUACAAACACCAUGUUGUUCAUACGCCCUGUAAACCUUACAACUGCAAUCAUUGUGGGAAAACCUACAAGCAGAUUUCCACACUUGCCAUGCACAAAAGAACAGCGCACAACGACACCGAGCCCAUUGAAGAGGAGCAGGAAGCCUACUUUGAACCCCCAACAGAUGCCAUCGAUGACCCCAGUGUGAGCUACACGACAGCUGUAGUGGAGGCAGAUGACUCCGGAUCAGAGCCGGUUCCAGUGGAAAGCUCCGACAUGGUUGGUCCGCAGCAUGUUGCCCUGGUAACACAGGAAGAUGGAACACAACAACAGGUCAGUAUCUCCGAGGCAGACCUUCAAGCUAUGGGUGGCACAAUUACCAUGGUAACCCAAGAAGGCACAACCAUAACUAUCCCAGCCCAUGAGCUGACAACUCAGGGUGCUCACUCAGUCACCAUGGUAACAACAGAUGGCUCAGAUGAACAGGUGGCCAUCAUGACACCUGACAUGGCUUCAUUCCAAACUGUGGAGGAGGCAGGUUACAGCCAAGAGCAAGAUGAUAUUCAUCCUGUCACAUUACUGGCCACAUCCAACGGCACACACAUCGCUGUACAGCUUAGUGAUCAGCCUUCGCUGGAGGAAGCCAUCAGAAUAGCAUCAAGAAUACAGCAAGGAGAGUCACCAGGCCUGGAUGAUUGAUCGAUAAGGACAGUGAUUAUGAAUUAAGACUAAUUUCAAAUGGACUAUGUCAGUGGGAGAAAUCAUGAGUCUUCCUCAAUGUUUUUCCACAAAAGAAUUUAGCUUUUAUGUGUACAUAGAAUUUUGAUAACUGGAGUUCUGGUGUGCUAUUUUGUCCCUCUACAUAAAAUGUGAGAGGAUGAGGGGGGUGGGGAGGGGGGGGCUUUCUAAUGUUUAUGGUGCACAGUACUGCAGUGUACAGCUAAUGCUAUUUCUAAUAAAAAAAACAAACAACAAAAA
This is a messenger RNA of Neolamprologus brichardi, 2725 nucleotides long. RefSeq names its product zinc finger protein 143b (gene znf143b). Gene Ontology annotation, molecular function: DNA-binding transcription factor activity, RNA polymerase II-specific; RNA polymerase II cis-regulatory region sequence-specific DNA binding. The record is from RefSeq and is a predicted model, not a curated record. Gene Ontology annotation, biological process: regulation of transcription by RNA polymerase II. Lineage: Eukaryota; Metazoa; Chordata; Actinopteri; Cichliformes; Cichlidae.